Messenger RNA from Closterium sp. NIES-65, 1836 nucleotides. The record is from the annotation of a GenBank genome assembly. NCBI's taxonomy places the organism in Eukaryota, Viridiplantae, Streptophyta, Zygnematophyceae, Desmidiales, Closteriaceae.
AUGAUGAGGGUUGCAUCCUUGCUGCUAGGAAGUCGCCUUGCUGGCCUCCGCCCUGCUUUUCCCUGCCUGUGUGCUGCUCUCCUACUAGCGCGCCCGACCGCUCUGCCCACUACGGCCACGCUCAGUGUCCUCACGUUCGAUCCGGAGGGCCGCCCGAUAGAGUUCGAUGCGUGGCUCGAUGACCUACAGCUGUUCUUACUGAGCGAUUCCAAGGAUGGAGUUUCAGUGUUUGACCUCACGUCUGGCGUCUCUCUCGCCCCUGCCGCCACAGCUGACAGUACGAGUCGCUCACAGUGGCUUACUCGUGAUGCUGCUGCUCGCUUAGCCGUUCGCAACCACGUGCCGUUAGCCGAACGCGCUCAUUUCGGACAGCAUAAGACUGCGAAAGCACUGUAUGACGCUGUAGUCGCUCGUUACUCCUCCCCGGCCACUGCUGCUCUAGGCCGCCUUCUCCUGCCCUACCUGUUCCCAGAGCUGUCCACCUUUACCACAGUAGCCGACCUCGUCACUCACCUUCGUACUAGUGACACUCGCUAUCGCGCUGCGCUUCCCGCCGAGUUUCUCACCAAGAACCCUCCUCCCAUGUACAUCACUCUCUACUUUAUAGUCACCCGCCUCCCUGACUCUCUUAGCGCUGUCAGGGACCUCCUUCUAGCCGUUGACCCCACCACCCUCAUUGUCGACCUACUCGAGAAGCACCUCCUUGCAGCUGAGACUAGCAUAGUCGCUGUAGGCGCUUCUCGUGGCACUCCUCGCACCCCCUUCUUUGAGGGGUGUUCGCCCUCCCCCCUUCUCCCCUCAGUCACCUCUGCUGCAGCUGUUGACUACCUUCGUGCUGAGGAGGUAGGAGCUGCGUCUGCCCCUAGUGAGAGGCACCGCAACGGCAGGGGCAAGGGAAGUAGGGGCGUUGGGGGCGGCAGAGGUGGAGGCGGUGGUGGGGGCGGUGGAGGCGGUGGAGGGGGCGGCGGUGGCGGAGGGAGUGGUGGUGGGGGUGGAGGUGUAGGUGGCGGCAGUGGUGGCGGCAGUGGGAGUGGAGGCGGCGGCAGUGGUGGCGGCAGUGGGAGUGGAGGCGGUGGCAGUGGUGACGGCCGGGAUGGUGACCGCACUGGUCAGACAUGUGCGAAGCUCCACACCCAGUACCGCUGCUUCUCUCAUCUUAACGAUGCCUUCCGCACAGAGUUUCCAGACACGGCAGAGCUCCCCCGUUGGGCAGAGCUGCUUAAGCAUGGUGUAGACAUCUUUGCUCUUGAUUAUGAUGCUAUACUAUCUGCCAUGUAUGCUUUGACUGUCACUGCAGAGGGUAAUUGUUACCUGUGUAUGCCGCCAGACCCAGAUAUAGAGGCUGCUGCUCUAGGUGCUAGUGAGUCUGCUACUCUAGGUGGUGGUGAGUCUUCUUUCUCUGGUACUGCGUCUGCUUCGGCCUUGCACACCUUCACGCUUGACUCAGGUGCUUCCCGCUGUUUCUUUCGCGACAGUACCACAGUCACACCACUCUCUGCACCUGUUGCUGUCUCUCUGGCUGACCCCUCUGGGGGCCCAGUCCUUGCACGUUCAUCCACUGUUCUGCCUUGUCCAGCGGUUCCGUCUGGCUCACUGUCAAGUCUCCACCUCCCCUCGUUCUCCACAAUCUUGGUGAGCAACGCAUUCCUUCAGGAUCAGUGGGUCGAUACCUUCACCCCUGGAGGACAGCGUGUGGCGAUCUAUACGUGCUCCCGGACUCGCAGGCACCUGGCCACGUUCACCCGUCGGCUAGGGUCGAGUCUGUACACACUGACUACUACGCCUCCUCAGGUAGCUGCGUCUGCGUCAGUCUCUGCCUCCCCUCCCACCCGGUAG